Molecule: messenger RNA, 366 nt
Organism: Penaeus vannamei (Pacific white shrimp)
Lineage: Eukaryota; Metazoa; Arthropoda; Malacostraca; Decapoda; Penaeidae
Source: RefSeq, a predicted model, not a curated record
AUGACGACCUCUGGCUGUGUAACGCAGAGAAAAAAGAACCUAAAAAAUCCUCACGAAAAUAAUUAUGUCUUUGUUGGUUUGGAGGCUAUUCGCCCUAGUGAAGGCAGAAGCAAGAAUCAUCACCAAUUUGGAAACAUCAAAGGGAGCUCCACUGUCCACUACCUCGUUGACCUUAUCAAUUAUAUCACUUCAAAUGUAGACAAGCGACUGGAGGUCACCAUCGUCGCUAUCGACCUGCGAAAAGCGUUUGAUCUCAUCGACCACACCGCCUUGAUCAAGAAAAUGAUUCCUCUGGGUUUCCACGAGGCCUGGGUGAAAUGGAUCUCCCUUCAUCAACCUUCGCUCCUAGAGGACUUGGGCAAAUAA